Messenger RNA from Cotesia congregata, 1860 nucleotides. The record is from the annotation of a GenBank genome assembly. NCBI's taxonomy places the organism in Eukaryota, Metazoa, Arthropoda, Insecta, Hymenoptera, Braconidae.
AUGUCAAGAAGGUAUUUGAAAAAAAUUAGCAGCAGUGUUGAAAUUGCAAUAGAUGAAAAUGAACACUCUAAUAUUCAAGUUUCACCAUCAGCAUCGAUAAGUAAUUCAAAAAAAUUUAAUAUUUUCAAUUUAUUGGAUGAAAAUUCACCUAAUGAUGAAACACCAGAAAAUUAUGAGAGUGAUGAAUCAAACCACAAAGACAAUUGUGAUGAAAAUGUUGACAAUAGUAACAAUAAAUCGAAGAAGAAACGUAAGAAAAAGAAAAACAGGGCCAAUGCGAAAUUAAUAGCGAAGAGUAAUUUGAGUAACAAAACAAAAGAUGAGUCUGAUGAAAUUGAGAAAACUCUGCAGGAAGUAAAUAAUCUUCUUGGUGAACCAGAUGAACCUUCUUGCAGCAAUUCAAACCGAAACUCUGCUCCUGAAGGAGUUGAUAAAACCAGGAGCGUACUGCAAGUCGAGUUUAAGUUUCUCAGUGCAGUAAAUGAGCUUAAGAGAAAAUGCGGCGGUGGAAAUAGAAAUGUCCUUGCAGCGGUUGUAGGUGAAAAAAGUAAAAAUAAGAACAAAAAAAGAUAUUUAAGGAAGACAUGGUUGACUUCAUUGACCGAUCGAUUCCCUACGGAGCAAUGUGGAUUAUCUAUGGUCAUUGAUCCGACAAUUAAGUCUGAUGGUGACAUUCAGCAUUUUGUUUUUGUUCAUAGCUCUAGUUAUAGGCAAGUCCAAAAUAAGUUCUUUAUUGCUGUUGAAAGUCAAAAUCCUGAUAAUAUUGUGAGCAUUUUGAAUGCACAUCCGUAUCAUAUAGAUACUCUUUUGCAAUUUGCAGAACUUUGCAAGUUAAAUGAAGAUCUACAAACGUCAGCAGAGUUUGUAGAGCGUGCAGUCCAUUGUUUUGAAUGUGCAUUCCAUCCAUAUUUCAAUGUGACAACUGGUAACUGUAGAUUGUCGUAUAAAAACCAAACGAACAGACCAUUUUUUAUUGCACUGUUUAAACACCUGAUGUUUAUUAGCGGCCGUGCUUGCUACAGAACAAGUUUAGAACUUUGUAAAGUAUUACUAUCUCUUAAUCCAGAAGGCGAUCCUUUGGCAAUUGUUUUAACAAUUGACUUAUUUGCACUGCGCGCUAAAGAAUACCAAUGGUUUAUUGAUUUUUGUGAGGCUUGGAAAUCAUCGAGAAAUUUAACUCAGUUACCAAAUAUUGCAUACAGUCUUGCGUUAGCUCAUUUUUAUCUAGGACAUGAAGAAACAGCUAAUGAAUUACUUCAAGAUGCUCUUUUUAUGUUUCCUGGAGUGUUAAAUGAUUUACUCGAGAAAUGCAGUGUACAAACUGACACUAGACUUCUGGGGCAUGAUCAUUUCAAUUGUGUGGCUAAAACAACUACAAGUUUUGCCUUGGAAAAGCUUCAAACUUUAUAUGUAGUUCGUUCUUGCCAUCUUUGGAAAGAUUCUAAUAUUUUGGGUUGGCUUGAAAAUGCUGCCCAUGCUGUUAUGGAUAAAAUUGAUUCUGGUGAUGAGUAUGCAGCUUACUGUAAAGAAAAAAGAAGUCAAAGAUAUCAGGGUCAGCUUCCUAAAAAUAUUCGCCGUCAUAUCGUUCUAUCUGAUCUGAAACAAGUCACAAUUACACAUCCUGGGAUGCAUCAAGAUGAUCCUAUUUUUUCUUAUGAUCCCUUGCCGCCAGUAGAUUCAAAUAAUAUUUAUGUGAGACAAGAGGCCUCAACUCAGAGACCUUCUAAUGUAGGAUCCUCAAACAUUUUAUCACUUUUUCUCUCUUCACUUUUUCCAAACAAUGAUCCAAACUUACGUGCUCAGUUUAACCAGCUUAACAUACGAAAUGAAGAAAGAGAAGCUCCAGGUGAAUUUGAUUAA